GAGAGCACUCUAGAGAACCUCGAGCCUUUUACUGUGUAUAGAUAAGAAUAAUAUUUGUAGAGAGAUGAAGGAUCAUGGGAUCACGAUCUUGUACGGAUCCGAGACCGGGAACGCCGAGGAUUAUGCCAAUUUGAUUGCCAAACGUCUUCGAUACUUCCAACUAAAAUUGACGGUACUGGCGUUGGAUGAGUACCCAUUGAAGAAAUUGGUGACCGACACCAAGAUCUUGCUUGUGGUGUGUCUGACGACGGGCCAGGGAGAACUCCCAAGGAAUGCCAAGAAGUUCAUGGCGUUCCUUCUCAAGCGCAAGUUGCCUGCCGAUUUGUUCAAUCAUUUGAAAGUGACCACAUUUGGCGUGGGGGACUCACUGUAUCCGAAAUUUAACUAUGCGGUGCGGAAGAUCCAACGGAGAUUGGAACAAUUGGGAUGUGGCGAACUUCUGGCGCGGUGCGAGGCGGACGAGAUGUCCGGGGAGGGGAGUGACGGGUUCUACGUGGAGUGGGAGAAGGGGGUGAUUGAAGGGUUGAAGCGUGUGCUUGGAGACGACGAGAUGGUGGAGGUUGAACAGGAGGAGCAUUUGGAGGUGGAGAGAAAAGUCAGACCGGUUUGCCCUCCGGGGGUGGUAAGCCGCUCCGCUGGCACUCCGUGGGCCACUGGCCGUGGAGGCCUGGCUCCUCUGCGAGGAGAUGACAGCCCAACACUCCUCGAAGAGGAGCAAGGCUCCACGCAGUGGCCCUCCCCGGGCAGGGGCCAGCGGAGCGUCACGCCUCCCCAAGAGGAAAGCACCCCUGAGGUCGCCACCACCACCUCCUCCACCGGUCAGCACUCCUCGUCCAAGGGCAACCCAACUCUCCUCGAAGAGGAGCAAGGCUCCACGCAGUGGCCCUCCCCGGGCAGGGGCCAGCGGAGCGUCACGCCUCCUCACGUUGAAAGCACCCCUAAGGUCGCCAGCAACGCCAAGGUCGUCGCCACCACCACCGGUCAGAACUCCUCGUUGUUCAAGGGGAAGAUGGUCCAGAACAAACGAAUCACCGACACGUCUCACUUCCAGGACGUUCGCCAUAUCAUCAUCAAAUCAGACACCCCUGUCGAGUAUUCUGUUGGUGACACGGUGUCGUUGCUCCCCUGGAACGACGACAACUCGGUGGAAUUGCUUCUCCAGCUGCAACCGCAAUGGUUGGAGGUUGCCGACCAAAAGGUCGAGAUCGAAGGGUUUCCCGAGGGACUGCCGGUGCUGGUCAAGGGCAAGGGCGACCUCCGGUCGUUGUUCAAGUACCACUUGGACAUCAUGUCGAUCCCGCGGAGGUCCUUCUUCAUGACCCUCUGGCACUUUUGUGACGACAGCACCGAGGACGGUGCAAGAGAACGUGAACGGUUGAAGGAGUUUGGCAGCUUUGACGAGGUGGAGGAACUCUACAACUACGCCAACCGGCCAAGACGACUGAUUUUGGAGACCUUAUUGGAGUUCCAGGGCAACUUGAAGAUCCCAUUGGACUAUGUGUGGGACUUGUUCCCCAAGAUCAAGCCUCGGUUGUUUCUGAUUGCCAGCGGGCCGAACGACAAGGGUCGCGUGGAGAUGGUGGUUGCCAUUGUUGAGUACCGGACCGUCAUCCGAAGGGUACGUCGUGGCCUUUGUACGAAAUGGUUGGCAGGCAUGGAGGUUGGCACCGAGAUUGAGUUUGGCAUAGACCGUCUGAACUUGACGUUUGGCAAGGGUCCUGUGGUGAUGAUUGCUCCGGGCACCGGUAUAGCCCCCAUGAGACUGUUGGUGGAGUCGAGGCUUCCCUGGUUGGUUAGUGGCGGGGGAGAGAGACGCUCCGCUGGCCCUCCGGGGGCCACUAGCCGUGGGGGCCUGGCUCCUCUGCGAGGAGAGGUGGAUGACGUGACUGGAGGACUCCUCGUAGAGGAGCCAAGCUCCACGCUGUGGCUCUCCCCGAGCAGGGGCCAGCGGAGCGGCUCAGACCUCCCGGAGGGUGUUGCCUCCCCUUCGGAGUUGUUCCUCUUCUUUGGCUGUCGUUACCACAACAAGGAUCAUCUCUUCCAACAGCAAUGGGAGUCUCUUGCCACCCAAGCUCCACACUUCCAAUACUUCCCAUGCCACUCGCGAGACGAGGGUUCUGUCGAUAAGUACGUGCAACAUCGUCUCUACCGCGAGAGGAAGGCCGUAGGAGACUUGAUCAUCGACAAGGACGCCAUGGUGUUUGUUUGUGGAUCCAGUGGCAACAUGCCGCGGGAGGUGAGAAUCACCCUCGUGGAGAUCAUUGCCGAGAAGCUCGGCGUAGACACAGAAGGGGCCACACGGUACCUCCUGGAGAUGGAGAACAAUAGAAGGUAUAUACAAGAGACCUGGUGAGUUAGAUAUGACAUAGAUAAUAAAAAACAUAUAGACAGAGAG
This is a messenger RNA of [Candida] anglica, 2395 nucleotides long. Lineage: Eukaryota; Fungi; Ascomycota; Pichiomycetes; Serinales; Debaryomycetaceae. The record is from the annotation of a GenBank genome assembly.